Molecule: messenger RNA, 864 nt
Organism: Neofelis nebulosa (Clouded leopard)
Lineage: Eukaryota; Metazoa; Chordata; Mammalia; Carnivora; Felidae
Gene: LLPH
Product: LLP homolog, long-term synaptic facilitation factor
Exons: 2
Coding region: 42-425 (127 amino acids)
Biological process (GO): dendrite extension
Cellular component (GO): nucleolus
Molecular function (GO): RNA binding
Source: RefSeq, a predicted model, not a curated record
GCUUUUGUGUAUGUAUUUCUGUCAGCUUUUCCAGGUAAAAUAUGGCUAAAAGCUUACGGAGUAAGUGGAAAAGGAAGAUGCGUGCCGAAAAGAGAAAAAAGAAUGCCCCAAAGGAACUCAGCAGACUUAAAAGUAUUCUUAAAAUAGAUAGUGAUGUUUUAAUGAAAGAUGUUCAAGAGAUAGCAACUGUGGUGGUGCCUAAACAUUGUCCAGAGAAAACUGAAUGUGUGGUACAAGAUGAAAAAGAUGACAUGAAGAUGGAGACUGAUAUUAAGAGAAACAAAAAGAGUCUUCUAGACCAGCAUGGACAGUACCCCAUAUGGAUGAACCAGAGACAAAGGAAAAGGCUGAAGGCAAAGCGAGAAAAAGGGAAGGGGAAAAGCAAAGCAAAAGCAGUAAAGGCAGCAAAGGGUUUGGCCUGGUAGACUCUUUAAAAAUUUGAAAAAUCCUACAUGGGACAGGUCUUCGAUUAGAAUGUAUACGUGGAUUUCAGCUUUCACCAAAUGAAAACUGUGUUUCCAGAUUUAACUUGGCCUUUCUCUUCAAACCCAACUUAACUCCUCAAAUUUGUUUUGGGAGCUUGAUAAAAUAUUUUCUUUGAUAAAUGAAAGCGACACUGUUAUUUUAAUUGGAUGCUGUCCAAUGUGCAGGGGUUCUCAGACUUCAAAAUUCUAUUAAGUGUUACUGUGGUUGUAAUUGUUUGGUCUCCAUAAAGAUAAAAGAAGAUAUUAUACUGACACAUUUCAGCUAAUUCAGGUUUAAAGAAAACUUACACAACUAAAAAUAUGUCAGUGGAUCUUAUAAGCACUACUUGUUUAGAGUUUUGAUUUUGUUUAAUUCAGAAUAAAAGAUAUUUUGUCUAGA